AAUGGCCGAUUCAGAAUGACGGGUCGCAUCUGCUGUGCAAGCUAGGUUGAAUUUGCUUUAUUUCUGUAAUUACAUUCCAGCAGCGAAGCCGUUAGUAAAUACAUUCUGUGGGAAUAUUACGUGUCACAAACGAUGUCCAUUUGAUGUGUUUGUGAAGUAAACGAAGCACUGUAUAUUAUUUUUUCAUUCGCAGCAGCUUUUAUCGUUGGCAAUCAAACCAAGUGCAGACAUGUCCUCAGUCAUCGUAGCAAAACGAGAGGGACCACAGUUCAUCAGCGAGGUCGCUGUGAGGGGCAACGCCGCCAUGCUGGACUACUGUCGGACGUCUGUGUCGGCUCUGUCCGGGGCAACAGCGGGCAUCCUUGGGCUCACAGGACUGUACGGAUUUAUCUUCUAUUUCCUCGCCUCGUUUCUACUCUCCCUUCUUCUAAUCCUCAAGGCUAGUCGCAGGUGGAACAAGUGCUUCAAGUCUCGGAGGAUGCUCUUCACAGGAGGGCUCGUUGGAGGUCUUUUUACCUACGUCCUGUUCUGGACCUUCCUCUACGGAAUGGUGCAUGUGUACUAAUAUAGCUGACCAGAAUGAUUUUGGUUUUAACCCUAAUGUCAGAGAAAUGAAUAUUAACUGCCCACACACUGUUUGUAGAUAUAGGUGAUUGAUGAAAUAUGUUAGAUUAACUGUUUAUAUUGGAUUUGAUUUAGAUUAACUGUUUAUACAGCUAUGUGAAGUACACUAUAUACAAAAGUAUGUGGACACCCCUUCAAAUUAGUGUAUUUGGCCAUUUAAAUUUUUUGGUGAAGUGGAAACGUCUAGGAGCAACAACCGCUCAGCUGUGAAGUGGUAGGCCACACAAGCUCACAGAACGGGACCGUCGAGUGCUGUAACAUGUAAAAAUCGUCUGCCCUCAGUUGCAACACUCACUACAGAGUUCCAGACUGCCUCCGGAAGCAACAUCAGCACAAACUGUUUGUCGGGAGCUUCAUGAAAUGGGUUUCCAUGGCCGAGCAGCUGCACACAAGCAUAGUGCCAACUAUAAAGUUUGGUGGAGGAGUAAUAAUAGUCUGGGGUGUUUUUGGGGGGUUCGGGCUAGGCCCCUUAGUUCCAGUGAAGGGAAAUAUUAACGAUUCUGUGCUUUGAACUUUGUGUCAACAGUUUGGGAAAGGCCCUUUCCUGUUUCUGCUUGACAAUGCCCCCUGUGCACGGUCCAAACAGAAAUGAUUUGUUGAGAUUGGUGUGGAUUGAAUUUGACUGCCCUGCACAGAGCCCUGACCUCAACCAAAUCAAACACCUUUGGGAUGAAUUGGAAUGGCGACUGCGAGUCAGAUCUAAUCACCCGACAUCGAUGCCUGACCUUACUAAUGCUCUUGUGGCUGAAUGGAAGCAGGUCCCCGCAGCAAUGUUCCAACGUCUAGUGGAAAGCCUUCCCAGAAGAGUGGAGGCUGUUAUAGAAGCGAAGGGGGGGGGACCAACUCCAUAUUAAUGCCCAUGUUUUUGAAAUGAGAUGUUGGACGAGCAAGUGUCCACAUAAGUUUGGUCAUGUAGUGUAUAAGUCAGCAACUCUAUUUGUAUACUAAUAAAAUAUUUAUCUCAUGCACUGAA
Molecule: messenger RNA, 1597 nt
Organism: Oncorhynchus kisutch (coho salmon)
Lineage: Eukaryota; Metazoa; Chordata; Actinopteri; Salmoniformes; Salmonidae
Product: ER membrane protein complex subunit 6-like
Exons: 2
Coding region: 230-565 (111 amino acids)
Biological process (GO): protein folding in endoplasmic reticulum; autophagosome assembly
Cellular component (GO): EMC complex; endoplasmic reticulum; membrane
Source: RefSeq, a predicted model, not a curated record